This is a messenger RNA of Salvelinus fontinalis (brook trout), 7203 nucleotides long. Its product is annotated as adenylate cyclase type 6-like. Bases 379 to 4020 code for a protein of 1213 amino acids. The record is from RefSeq and is a predicted model, not a curated record. Gene Ontology annotation, biological process: adenylate cyclase-activating G protein-coupled receptor signaling pathway; adenylate cyclase-inhibiting G protein-coupled receptor signaling pathway; cAMP biosynthetic process. The transcript has 23 exons. Lineage: Eukaryota; Metazoa; Chordata; Actinopteri; Salmoniformes; Salmonidae. Gene Ontology annotation, cellular component: plasma membrane. Gene Ontology annotation, molecular function: adenylate cyclase activity.
CUCUAGGGGGCUUACUGAGUUCAUGAGAAUGUAUGAGGGUGAGAGAGCGUUGAGAAGAGCAAAGCGCGAACGAGAGAUUUGUACAUUUGUAGCCAUUCCCUUCGAUUGUCGCCUACACACGUCGAUUGAUAAACGUUUUCAUCUGAAACGAGAAGACAGCGAAGUAUGUCUACCAACACAGAGGGAGAAAAGUAGUCCACAUUGCGCGCUAUUCGAAGGGUGUCAGUCAAUGUGUAGUGGGCCACUCCAAGGCAGACACACUCCUCCUAUGUGUCCUUGUCCAGUCCUUGUGUGAGCUGAUCUGGGACCAGUGGGAUAAAUGAGUGGCCUGGCUGAGGAUCGCAGCGUUGGCACACACCACAAAGCCUACACAGUAGGAUGUCGUGGGUCCGAGGCUUCUUCGUAGCCAAAGUGGACGAACGAAAGACCGCGUGGGGGGAGCGCAAUGGCAGAAAGUCCAACAAGCGGAAGAACGGUUGCUCAGGGUCAUCUCUCUGCAAGCCCCGCUGCAUGAGCUGCCUGCGGGACGGUGAGGACCUGGAUCCCACCCCUCCCACCCCCCAGCACUACCACCGUGGAGGAGGGGGGUCCGGCCCCAGCGGAGGGGGUAACUUUGGGAUGCGCUGUGGCUGGCAGGAGGACCACUAUGGGAAACGGACUGGGGCGGCGGGAGACCUGGGGUUGAAGGCCGUGGAUCUGGGGUUCGAUGAUGGAGACCUGACAGGGAGGAAAGGUCCAGGGGAAGAGGAUUUGGGGGAAGGAACGGGGGAGGACGGAGGAACAUGCAAAGCCUUCACAGCCGCGGAGUGCUGGAUGCGCGUCGUACGAGUUUUCCAGUCGAAAAAGUUCACGUCGGCGAAACUGGAACGUCUGUACCAGCGCUACUUCUUCAGGCUCAACCAGAGCUCUCUGACUAUGCUGAUGGGUGUCCUUGUCAUAGUCUGCGGCGUCAUGCUAGCCUUCCACUGUGUCCACGCUCCGCCCGACGUAGCCUACGCCUCGGUGCUCUCCGUGGCCAUGGCCCUCUUCCUGUCCAUGAUGGUGGUGUGUAACAGGAACGGCUUCCACCAGGACUACAUGUGGAUCGUCAGCUACUUGGUGAUCGGGGUGCUGCUGGUGGUCCAGGUGUUCGGGGUGUUGAUGGUUGCCCCCCGAAGCGCCUCUGAGGGGAUCUGGUGGUCCGUGUUCUUUAUAUACAUAAUCUAUACGCUGUUGCCAGUGAGGAUGAGAGCUGCAGUGCUGAGUGGAGGGGUACUGUCUACCAUACACCUCAUCACCGCAUGGCAACUCAACCAGGACGAUGUUUUCCUAUGGAAACAGCUGAGUGCCAACGUGUUGGUCUUCCUGUGCACCAACAUGAUAGGUAUCUGUACCCACUACCCUGCUGAGGUAUCGCAGAGACAGGCCUUUCAGGAGACCAGGGGGUACAUCCAGGCCCGGCUCUACCUACAGAGAGAGAAUCAGCAACAGGAGCGCCUGUUGCUGUCGGUGCUGCCGAGGCACGUUGCCAUGGAGAUGAAGGCAGAUAUCAACGCCAAGAAGGAAGAUAUGAUGUUCCACAAGAUCUACAUCCAGAAACAUGACAACGUCAGUAUACUGUUUGCAGACAUCGAAGGAUUCACCAGCCUGGCAUCACAAUGCACCGCACAAGAGUUGGUCAUGACACUGAAUGAACUUUUCGCUCGCUUCGACAAACUAGCUUCGGAGAACCACUGUCUGAGGAUCAAGAUCCUUGGAGACUGCUACUACUGUGUGUCUGGACUGCCUGAACCCAGGGCCGACCAUGCACACUGCUGUGUGGAGAUGGGAGUGGACAUGAUAGAGGCCAUCUCGCUGGUGAGAGAGGUCACAGGGGUCAAUGUGAACAUGCGUGUGGGUAUCCAUAGCGGCCGGGUCCACUGUGGGGUGCUGGGACUGAGGAAGUGGCAGUUUGACGUGUGGUCCAAUGAUGUCACUCUAGCCAAUCACAUGGAGGCAGGGGGUGCGGCAGGGCGUAUCCACAUCACCAAGGCCACCCUACAGUACCUGAAUGGGGACUAUGAGGUGGAGCCGGGGUUCGGAGGGGACAGGAACGCCUAUCUGAAGGAGAACAACAUCGAGACGUUCCUGGUGCUGGGGUGCAGCCAGAAAAGGAAAGAGGAGAAGGCAGCGAUGGCCAAGAGUGCCAUGAUGCAGCGGGUACGUGCCAACUCCACUGAGGGCCUGAUGCCACGCUGGGUACCCGACACAAGGUUCUCCAGGACCAAGGACUCCAAGGUCUUCAGGCAGAUGGGUAUCGAUGAAACAUCCAGACAAGACAACCGCUGUGCCCAAGAGGCCCUGAACCCUGAGGAUGAGGUGGAUGAGUUUCUGGGCCGAGCCAUCGACGCCCGCAGCAUAGACCAACUCCGUAAAGACCACGUCAAGAAGUUCCUCCUCACCUUCCAGACUAAAGACCUGGAGAAGAAGUACUCUAAGAAGGUGGAUGAUCGUUUUGGAGGCUACGUGGCCUGUGGUCUGUUAGUCUUCUGCUUCAUCUGUUUCAUCCAGAUUAUUAUCUUCCCCCACACUCCCCUCAUGCUGGGUCUUUACAUCAGCAUCUUCAUCCUCCUCGUCAACAUCCUCUUCAUCUGUGCCAUCUACUCCUGCAUCAAGCUCUUCCCGGCUGCAUUGCAGACGCUGACGAAGAAGAUCGUCCAGUCUCGUACCAAUAGUACCCUGGUGGGAGUCCUCACCAUCAUACUCCUCUUCAUGUCUGCCUUCGUUAACAUGUUUACCUGUGACAGAGAGGGCCUGGUGGACUGUGUGGUGCGUGAGCGUAACCUGUCCUCCAGUUUGGUGACUCUGUGUCUACUACACAACCUGACACAGUCGGCACAGGACGGACUGACCCUGUGCCCCAGCCAGCCCAUGCCAUGCCACUUCCCUGAGUAUUUCUGCUACAGUGUUCUCCUGACCCUGCUGGCCUGCAGUGUGUUCCUCCACAUCAGCAGUAUAGGCAAGCUGGCCCUUAUGGUGCUGAUCCAGGUCACCUUCCUGUUGCUCGUGGAGUGGCCCCAGGUGGCCCUGUUCGACAACGCAGAUCUGCUGCUCACCGCCAACACCCUCUCUUUCACACCUUUGAAUGACUCUCUAGAUUGGUUUCCUAGUUUCAAUGAAACAGUUACAGAGACGUGCCAGGAGAGUGUGACCAAGGUGUCUCUAAAGGUCAUGACCCCUGUCAUCCUGACGGUGUUCGUCCUGGCUCUUUACCUACACGCUCAGCAGGUUGAGUCCACUGCACGCCUCGACUUCCUGUGGAAGCUGCAGGCUACAGAGGAGAAAGAGGAGAUGGAGGAGCUUCAGGCCUACAACCGCCGCCUCCUCCACAACAUCCUACCUAAAGACGUGGCCGCCCACUUCCUGGCGCGGGAGCGGCGUAACGACGAGCUCUACUACCAGUCCUGUGAGUGUGUGGCCGUCAUGUUCGCCUCCAUCUCCAACUUCUCUGAGUUCUACGUGGAGCUGGAGGCCAACAAUGAGGGAGUGGAGUGUCUCAGGCUGCUCAACGAGAUCAUCGCCGACUUUGACGAGAUCAUCAGUGAGGACAACUUCCGUCAACUGGAAAAGAUAAAGACCAUCGGUAGUACCUACAUGGCUGCCUCUGGCCUCAACGACUCCACCUACGACCGUGAGGGACGAUCACACAUCCUAGCUCUGGCAGACUAUGCUAUGAGACUCAGGGAACAGAUGAAGUACAUCAACGAACACUCCUUCAAUAACUUCCAGAUGAAGAUAGGUCUCAACAUGGGUCCAGUGGUGGCAGGGGUGAUCGGGGCCAAGAAGCCCCAGUAUGACAUCUGGGGGAACACUGUCAACGUGGCCAGUCGUAUGGACAGCACAGGAGUCCCAGACUGCAUACAGGUGACCACAGACCUGUACCAUGUCCUGGUAAACAAAGGCUACCAGCUGGACCACAGAGGCCUGGUCAAGGUGAAGGGGAAAGGGGAGAUGACCACCUACUUCCUGACCAGCGGUCCCAAUGGUACCCAGGGCAGUUAACGGACGGUCACGGGACUACCGCUGGCUGCUAAUACAUGAAGAGGAGAGAGAUGGACAGGGAGCGAGAGCGGGCGAGGGGGGAGUGAGGGUGUGAGAAAAGAGAGCGAGAGGAGGGAGAGAGAUGAGGAAAAAAAGAAACAGUUCAAAGCCCUGAAGGAAAUGUUUGUGUGUGUGUGUGUGUGUGUGUGUGUGUGUGUGUGUGUGUGUGUGUGUGUGUGUGUGUGUGUGUGUGUGUGUGUGUGUGUGUGUGUGUGUGUGUGUGUGUGUGUGUGUGUGUGUGUGUGUGUGUGUAAUCAUGUAUUCUUAUGCACACUACUUUAGGUUUGGGUCUCAAAUGGCUCCCUGUAUAGGCCCAGGGCCCUGGUUAAAAUUAGUGCACUGUAUAGGGAAUACGGUGACAUAUGGGACGCAAACCAGGAACUUGGUUCUCACUUCAAGGCUUUAGACACGAAGCUACUUGAAAGAUAUAAUUAGCAAAUUAUAGUGAAGACCUAUUGCCUUAGAAGGAAAUUACUGAACAAAAGGCUAUAUUUGUUUUGUUGUGAGCUACACAACAAAUACUUCACAUCCGGAGCUAUUAUUUAUUUUUCACUGAAAUGGAAGGAUUUUUUUGUUGUCAUGACGACCUUGUAACAAAAACUACAUAUGUAUUAUAUGAAAUAUUCAAGGAUGAGAAGGAUGACAAUGACCAAAGAACAAAUGUUUUAUUAUGAGGGACUGACUCAACCAAUUUCUGUUUGACAUGACUGCGGAUGGAACAACUGACAUGACUGCAGAAGGAACAACUGACAUGACUGCAGAAGGAACAACUGACAUGACUGCGGAUGGAACAACUGACAUGACUGCGGAUGGAACAACUGACAUGACUGCGGAUGGAACAACUGACAUGACUGCGGAUGGAACAACUGACAUGACUGCGGAUGGAACAACUGACAUGACUGCAGAAGGAACAACUGACAUGACUGCGGAUGGAACAACUGACAUGACUGCAGAAGGAACAACUGACAUGACUGCGGAUGGAACAACUGACAUGACUGCAGAAGGAACAACUGACAUGACUGCGGAUGGAACAACUGACAUGACUGCAGAAGGAACAACUGACAUGACUGCGGAUGGAACAACUGACAUGACUGCGGAUGGAACAACUGACAUGACUGCAGAAGGAACAACUGACAUGACUGCAGAAGGAACAACUGACAUGACUGCGGAUGGAACAACUGACAUGACUGCAGAAGGAACAACUGACAUGACUGCAGAAGGAACAACUGCAAACCUGUUGUUUUUUCAGCUUUUUCUUUCUUGUCGCUUUUGACAACAAGGGCCACGGAAAACAACGUCAUUGUCUUUGAUAGCGGCGAACACAUUAUUGUUUUUGACUUUGAUAUGCUUGCUAAAAUGAAAAGAGAGCUGAGAAAUCUUGUCUUUGAUUGUGCACUGUGAACGAAGAGAGACCACACACAAGCAGAGCAGCCUUGGAUUGGAUUUCUGUGUUCCUUUCAGGGCCUCUAUUGUGCGCAGGGUAAUUCUAACCCACAUAAGGUUGUGGGUUCUCUUUUCUAUGUAUCAUCAAUGACAUUCCCUCUCUAGAUGUAUUUCUUUGGUACAAGCCAAAACAGAAACUUUAGUGACGGACAAACAAACAACUGCAUUGCUACCAUGGUACCGGAGUGAGUGUUUUCAUUGCUGUGAGAUGUUUUAUAUGAAAUAAGUGUGUGCGUGUGAGGCUAAGUGUAUGCUGUUCUUUAUCUUUAAAGGGGCAUAAUUUUUCACUGUGAGGUUUUUAAAGAUUCUGUAUGACAAGUGGGUGUGCAUCCCAAAUGACACCAUAUUCCCUAUAUAGUGCACUACUUUUGAUCAGAGCCCUAUGGCCCCUGGUCCAAAGUAGUGUACUACAUAGGGAAUAGGGUGCCAUUUUGGACGCACACAUGCCAAAUUGAUGCUGCAAGGCUUAUGCGUGUAGUUUUUAUAUCUUAUACUUUGGAGUUGUGUGUUCAUUCCUGAUUUUAUGUUUGUUGAUUUGAUUUAAAUCACCUUUACUUCAUGCCUUUUAUUUUACUGUGAUUAUGAUCACAAUUCCAUUCCAACCCUUAAUGUCUAAAAACCCACAAAUUGAUUUUGGAUUGUGUUUAAAGGAGGUGGUAAUCUACACACGGUGGGCCUAUAGCCUACAGUACAAUGUUACAUGUACAGGAGAAUACACAAAAGUUAUCUGGUUGAACACUAGCUGUUAACUUGAAAUAAGAGGUACAUAUAAUGGUAGUAUCUGUACUCCAUAGUAUUUGACACCAUCCAAUAGUAUUGGUAUUUGGCACAUAGAUGCUCUUUACACCCCAAAGGAGUAGUUGAAACUCAUCUUAUGAAUGUACAAAAUAUACUGUAUGUCUAUGGUGAAACUACUACUUAUUAUUGAAAGAAAUGACCAGAAAACUAGUUUUAAUAGUGCCAAUACAGGCUCCCAGGUCAGGACAGGGACGUGGAAAGAGCUACUUCCGUAUUAUGUAAAGUACUAUUGCUAUUGAAUAGAAAUGAAGGUUUAUGUCCCUUGAUCCCACUUAUCCCCCCCAAUACUGAGGCUCACUGUACUGUACCAGGGAGUAGGUUACAGUAUGUAGGCCCUACCGUGGUGACUUGUGGUCUCUGUCUAUCUAUCUUCUUCCUCGACCUAUGUCAUGUUCAUUAGGAACGGAAGAAAAUAAGUGAAACAGGGAGGUACUACAGUACCUGAACUUGUCAAAUACGAAAUGGCUUGUUUAGGUUUUUUUUGUGGCAAAACAGACUCCUACUGUGAACACGAGCCCAAUGAACACGAGCCUGCUGAUGCUGAUCAACCUGUGUGUAGGAAGGAAGGGUUCUCUGAUUGAAGUUGUUUUGUUCCCGCUUUUUUCAUUUUCUUCAUCCUUUUCCCAUUCGUUUCUUACUGUAUUUGAGUUGAAAGGCCAACAAAUACUGUUUGUUUGUUUUUCCAUUCCAAAAAUAACAAUAUAGCAGAAUUGAAGAAAUGAAAUGGUUUGAUUUCCCCUUAAAACUACAUCAAUACAUUACUGUUUUGUGUUAUUGAUGAUCAUUUAUUUAUUAUUAUGUUACUAUUCAGUGUCUUCCCCUAAUCAAUGUGCAAUCUAGGCCUGUGUGUUUUUCUGCUGUUUCAUUGCAAUGCACAUUUUAUUAAAAUAAUUAGUUGGAUAA